Messenger RNA from Rhodotorula toruloides NP11, 1734 nucleotides. Its product is annotated as mitochondrial inner membrane magnesium transporter mrs2. Gene Ontology annotation, biological process: magnesium ion transport. The record is from RefSeq and is a predicted model, not a curated record. Gene Ontology annotation, molecular function: magnesium ion transmembrane transporter activity. The transcript is spliced from 8 exons. The coding region runs from base 1 to 1734 and encodes 577 amino acids. NCBI's taxonomy places the organism in Eukaryota, Fungi, Basidiomycota, Microbotryomycetes, Sporidiobolales, Sporidiobolaceae.
AUGCUAGGUCGUCCAAGCGCCGCGGUUCUCUCUCUUCGCCCCCUCGUCGCUCCUCCCGCCCCACUCGCUCGUCCUCAUACGACUCCUCACCGACGACAAGCAUCAGCGCCCAGUCCAGCAGCUUGGAAAUGCAGCUUCUCGACCCAGCGGGCGCCGGACGCACUUGCAGCUCGCACACCCAGCUCUUCCUCGACCUCCCCUCCUCGCGAAUCUCCCUAUCGCUCGGCAAUCCUCCAGCACAGACGGCCUCGACAACGACGAGACGACGUCCUGACACCCCUCCAGUACCUUACUCGGCGAAGCUACCAACAUUCAUCUCCUCACGCGCCCGCAAACCGGAAACGAGCAGCGGAGGAAGGGACUUCCGGACCACCUGCUACGACGACGACAUCCGGUUCAGGCGAGCUGGAUAGCGGAGGGAUCGCGUAUAGCAGGCACGAGCUACUGGCGGAUUGGCAUUCGUUCGCGAGGAAGGUUAGCCCGCUGGAUGUGCGGUGGCAUGGCAAGGACCAGAUUGACGCCAAUUACCUCCUCGUGUACCCGGACGGCAAGAUCGAGGAGCCCGCCGAAAAGCUCGACAAGCAAGCCGUCAUUGAGCGCUUCGGCCUCCUCCCCCGCGACCUUCGCUCGCUCGACGCGCACAUCCUCGACGUCCGACCGGCGCUCAUCAUCUGCCAGAAAUCGCUCAUCCUCUGCUCGCCUAUCGUUCGGGCUAUCAUAGCGCCCGACGUGAUGGUUCUCAUCGGGACGGACAAGAAUAACCCGAUAUGCGACGAGGAGCAGAGUCGACAGAUGGCGGACAGCUUGCAGACGGUCAUGAAGUACCUCGAGCUGUCUGGCAGCGCGUCGGGAAGCAAGAACACCCCGCCUUUCGAGCUGCGCGCUCUCGAAGCUCUCCUCCUCCUCACCGUCCGCGGCCUCAAGAACGUCGUCACCGAGCUACAAGAACGCGUCUACCGCACAAUCCCUCAACUCCGCUUCGGGGUUUCGCCAGCCGAGCUGCGCGAUUUGCUAGAGUGCAAGAGGACGGUCGAGGAUUGUUUGAUGAGCGGACGGGCGAUGCAGAGUGCGUUGGCAACUGUUUUGGGAGAAGACGACGAUCUUGUCGCGAUGUACCUGACGGACAAGUUGCACGGUGUCAAGCGCGACCGUUCCGACCACCAGAUCGCCGAGCUCCUCCUCGAAUACUACGAACGCCGGCUCGACGAGACAUCCGAGUCCUGCGAGCGCCUCUCGACUUUGCUGAGCGAAGUCGACUCGAACAUCUCGCUGGUCUUGCAAAGCACGAGGGUCAGGCUACAGAACCUCGAGCUGCAGACUGCGAUUGGUACGCUCGCUCUCGGCGCCGGCGCAGCAGUAUCGUCUGUCUUCGGCAUGAACCUCGCUUCCCACCUUGAGGAACACCCGACCGCGUUCUACUGGACGACCGGAUCGAUCGCGACACUCAUGAUCGGCAUCACGGCCAUCUGCUGGGUGCGCCUGAUCCGCGCGCGACGCUCGCAGCUCUUCCUCCGCUCGACGCUCCAGCCGCGCCAAGACGAGGAGCUGACGAACAACUGGCGAGCUGGGCCAGUGUCGCCUGUCAAGAAAUCGGAUAUCCGGGACGUUGAUGUGCACAAGGAGGUUGAGGAGGCGGCGGGGGUGGGCAAGCAGAAGGGUGCGGGUGGGAAGAAGGGUGACGAGGGGAAGGAUGAGGCGCACCCGAUGGCCAAGAAGGACGGCACGACGCUGUAG